UCCAGCAGAGUCCGAACCGGCUGCUGGAAAGUGGGACCCUGGCCAUGAAGCUGCUCUGACUCCCAGGUGCCCCCCCACCAUGCUGCCAGGAAACGACUCCUCCGUGCGCUCCGAGUCCCAGGACAACAACCUGUCUGUGCGCGCGAGCGGCGGCGGCGCGGGCGGCGGGGCCGGCCCGGAGGCGGUGAUCGUCCCGGUGGUGUUCGGGCUCUUCUUCGCAGUGGGGGUGGUGGGGAACUGCCUGGUGUUGGUUGUGAUUGGAAAGGUGAAGAACCGCGGCGGAGCGCGCUCCCUCAGCCCGACCAACAUCUUCAUCGUGAACUUGAGCGUGGCGGACCUCAGCUUCCUCCUCUUCUGCGUGCCCUUUGAGGCGACCAUCUAUUCCCUGCCUGAGUGGGUGUUCGGGGGGUUCCUUUGCAAGUUCGGGCACUACUUUUUCACCGUCACCAAGCUGGUCAGCAUUUUUACGCUCGUGGCCAUGUCAGUGGACCGCUACGUGGUGGUGGUGCGCCCUAAAAAGUCUGCGUGCGCCCGCAGCCGCAUGAGCGCACUUGUUGGGCUGUGCGUCAUCUGGAUGGGGUCUCUGGUGUGCUCGGUGCCGGUGGCGUUGCAUCAGGUGGUCACCAACCACCCGAGCGCCCCGAACAGCUCGUUUUGCUGGGAAAACUGGAGAGGGCCAUCCAGACAGUUCUACAAAGUCUCCAUUCUGCUGCUGGGGUACCUGCUGCCGCUGCUGCUCAUCUGCUGCUGCUACACCAGGAUUCUCUGGCACCUUCAUAAAAAGAUGAAGAACAUGUCCAGGAAGUCCCAGCGCUCCAAACAAAAGACGGCUCAGACGGUCCUCCUGGUCGUUACAGCUUUCACCAUCUGCUGGAUGCCCCACCACAUCAUCGCUAUGUGGGUGGAGUUUGGCACCUUCCCUCUAAAUGAUGCCUCCUUAGCGUUUCGCAUCGUCUCCCACUGCCUGUCCUACGGGCAUUCCUGUGUGAACCCCAUCCUCUACGCCUUCCUGUCCAAGAACUUCCGCAGAGCCUUCUGUCAGGUCUUCAGCCACCUCUUCACGCACCAACCGCCAUCCAAUGGUACAGUUCGUCUGCGCAUGGACAACUUCUCCACCACACACUCUUCCACCAAUGUGUGAAGCAUUUGAUGGCAGGUGUAGCUGAUCAUGUCAGUUAACUCCUUCAGAUUACAUAACAACAGAAGCAUCAGUGUUUGGGUGCUCGGAUCACUGUUAGCCAUCACUUGUCCAGCCGCAGAAGAUCAAAAAGACGCUGACUUCACAGAGAGGUUAAGGAUUCAGAGAAAUGGGCCCUAAUUCAUUUCACAUUUCUGUUUUCUUGCGGUUUGAAUCCAUGAGAACAUGGACAGGGAAAACAAGAAAAUGUCAUAGGAACACACCUAAUGUUCCACUGUGUAUCAGCCCACUGCACCAAAUGAUGCUCCUUUGUUUGUGCCCUUUCAGCUACCUACAUAGGACGUUAAUCACUGAGGCUGCAUUUGUUUAGUCCCUGUUUGUUAUUUACUUUGUGCCAAAAACAAGUAGCUCUCUCAGUUUCUCCUAAAUCACAAGAUGUCAGGAGGAUUGAGGUCAGUUUCACCACAGUCAACCUGAAAAGACUAACAUUCUGCGAUGUCUGACAGCCUGAAGGAAUCCCAAACCAAACCGAAAACAAAGCCUGCACAAUAAAUCGCAAAUUUAUCGUUAUCUGAUGUCAAGCUGUGUAAUACGCAUAUCGCAAAAGAGGGCAAAAAUUGCGAUAAAUGGUUACCUUAAAUGUGCUAAAGCAAUCUUAUGGCAGCUUGAAGUAUUUAGCGACUCAAAUAAAUCCCUUUAUGCAUAAAAAAAUUAAGGCUCAGCCAUCAGAACAUUAAUGACCAAACCUCUCCCCCCUCCUUACUGUAAACGGGGCUGCGUCUUCUGAUGAAGUGUCUGAUGAAAGUCUGUUUAUGUCUCCAGAGGAAGCGUCUAGGUGAAAUUUAAUUGUGUGCAGUAGGGUUCCCCUUCUUCUUUUAAGUCCGAGCCAAAGCUGCUUUCCAGAUUCUGUAACAAACUUUUUGUCACUGGAUUCGUCCUCUGAAAUAUUACAUACAUGUCCAAAAUUUACUAAUCAGUACAAUGAAAUGAAUGUGAUGUAAAUGAAUGUCAGAGAUUGCUGUGAAUGUGAGCAGAAAGCCAGACUCAGCACUUUUCUUUUUCCCUCCUCUGUGUCUUUACUCUGACUAUUACACACACUUUGUAUUCUACUGCGUCUGUUCCUGAAUAAAGACAAUAUUCACAUCUCUAA
Messenger RNA from Oryzias latipes (Japanese medaka), 2288 nucleotides. It is a transcript of the gene galr1b, whose product is annotated as galanin receptor 1b. Gene Ontology annotation, biological process: neuropeptide signaling pathway. Gene Ontology annotation, molecular function: G protein-coupled peptide receptor activity. Gene Ontology annotation, cellular component: plasma membrane. The record is from RefSeq and is a predicted model, not a curated record. Lineage: Eukaryota; Metazoa; Chordata; Actinopteri; Beloniformes; Adrianichthyidae.